UUUUGUAAUCGUCGACUGUGUUUCUCUCUUUUUUUUAUCCGAAAUCGUUAUUAUCUAAACUCCUUUUUGUAUUAAUAUGAUUGUUUUGUUUCCGUGAAUCUCUACUUUGAAAAGUGUUUUUUGGGUUUAAUUGUUGCGGGAAAGAAAGAUGACGAGAGAAGAGAUCGAAAGCAGAGGAGAUGAAACGAUGAUGGAUGCAGCACAAAUCAAAAACCAGAAACCAGAAGAAUUCUUCAAUGUUAACUACCUCCGAAUUUACUACGGCAAUCUAUUUCCUUACAGUGAUAUUCACAAAUGGCUUUCUUACGGACACGAUGGGAAACAUCCUGGUUGCGAUGAAUACUACUUUGGUCGAAGAGAGUUCUCUUUCACCCUUGAGAACGACGUUUAUCUCCGCUACAAGUCCUUCAAAAAUGCUUCAUCCAUGGAAGACGCUAUCAAAUCCAAUUUCCCUUACAAGAUUGAUAUUGGCGCCGUCUAUAGCGUUGACCCGGAUAAGAGGCAUGCCUAUUCACAAACUGGCACCAAUGUGUUUACUCCAGUGGAGAGGGAGUUAGUCUUUGAUAUUGAUAUAACAGAUUAUGACGAUGUUAGAUACUGUUGCUCUGGAGCUGAUGUUUGCUCCAAAUGUUGGCCUUUGAUUACUGUUGCUAUCAAAGUCAUUCAUACUUCCCUCACUGAGGAUUUCGGUUUCAAACACAUCCUCUGGGUGUUCAGUGGACGUCGUGGAGUUCACUGUUGGGUUUGUGAUCCUAAAGCUCGCAGGAUGACUAAUGAACAAAGGUCAGCAGUUGCUGAAUACUUCCGUGUUUAUAAGGGAAAUGAGAACAAUGCAAGAAAAGUCGCUCUUAUGGGUUAUUCUCUUCAUCCUUUCCUUGCGAGAUCGUAUGUGGAUUAUCUCAAGGGUUUCUUUGAGGGUGAGUUACAAGCAACUCAAAGCAUAUUCUCUACCAAAGACAAGUAUGAGAAGAUACUUGCGAUGAUUUCUGAUGAAGAUAUUCAAUCAGAGCUCAGAGGAAAGUGGGAGAAUUCAGCUAGAUCAUCUCUAUCAGAAGAAGCCAUUAGCCUUGUAAGGUGGGAGCAGCUUAAAAACACCCUCCAAUCCAAGAAGCACAAGGCUCCAACACUGCGUAUGUGCGUUGAAGAAAUCGUCUUCACCUUUACCUAUCCUCGAAUUGAUUUGGAGGUCUCAAAACAAAUGAACCAUUUGCUUAAGGCACCUUUCUGUGUCCAUCCCAAAACAGGUCGUGUAUGUGUUCCUAUCGAUCCAAACAACUGCGAUGAGUUUGAUCCAUUGGCAGUUCCAACACUUUCACAGCUAAUAGAAGAAAUCAACUCAGGAGGCUCAAGAAUGGAUGUGGAUGAUGAUGAAGAUUCAGAUACAAGUUUACUUGCGAAAUCAAUCAAGUUCUUCAGAUCCUCAUUCCUAGAACCCUUACUGAAAUCAUGCAAGGAAGAAAUAGAGAGUUCAUACAAAACCAAAAUUGGCAAGUCUAAGGAUUCAUUUAGCUGGUAACUGAGAGUUAUUAUUUUGUGGUUUACAGUCUGGUCUUGUUAAAGAUGGAUCAAGAGAGAACAACGUUUCUGAAUACUGCCUUUAUUGACUUAAACCAAAAGCUCUGUGUUAAGAAACAGAGUAAUACAACGAUGGUCUUAUAUAGACCUUAUGAU
Molecule: messenger RNA, 1671 nt
Organism: Brassica oleracea var. oleracea
Lineage: Eukaryota; Viridiplantae; Streptophyta; Magnoliopsida; Brassicales; Brassicaceae
Product: DNA primase small subunit-like
Exons: 15
Coding region: 149-1516 (455 amino acids)
Biological process (GO): DNA replication, synthesis of primer
Cellular component (GO): alpha DNA polymerase:primase complex
Source: RefSeq, a predicted model, not a curated record